This is a messenger RNA of Symbiodinium sp. CCMP2592, 7710 nucleotides long. The record is from the annotation of a GenBank genome assembly. Lineage: Eukaryota; Dinophyceae; Suessiales; Symbiodiniaceae.
AUGAGCGGCGUGGGCAUGCUGACCCGGCAGCAGCAGGCUUUCAGCUCGGUUUCCGGGGUCUUUAGAGACUGGGGCACGCGUCUGCGAUUCCUCGCUGGUGCGGUCGGGAUUCUCCGGGAGGGCAUCGAGGGCGGGAAGGCCUUUGCAGUCCAAAUGCAUGCGCCAAUCAAGAUCGGGCUGCCGGGGCAGAUGCCCUCCAUCGAUGAUGGCAUGGAUGCGGACCUUGACAACGAUCACAACCACAAGGACAGCCCGAGCAAACGCAGUCGAGGGCCUGGGCAGGCGCCGGCGGGGUCUGCCUCGGAUGAGGUGCCCCUCACUAUGUCGUCGCUGCGGACCCUGCUGGGCGAACAAUGCAACACUCUGCUGCAUGCUCAGAAGGACCAACUUCACGCGGCGCUCGGCGACCUGGAGAAGAGGACCAUGCACCACAUGCAGGUGAUCGAAGCCAAGGUUGAUAGUCAGCAGGACCAACACCAGAAGCUGUCCCAGCAAGUGCAAGCUAUGGCUGAGAGGGUGCAGCUACUGGAGAAUCGUGAGGGUUCGCUACCGGGCCGAGGCGUCGACCGCAAGGCCACCCUGAUCUUUGGAGGCUGGCAGCAGCAAACUCGUCGUGCGACCAUCUUGGACCAGCUCGACAGGGCGCUACAGGCGCUUGGCGUGACGGAGUUUCUUGACCACCAACCAUUCACCACAGGACCGCGGAGAUCGGUGGCCAUGGCUAAUUUCUCCCUCCGACCAGCGGAGCGUGAGGGCGAUCCACGACAGCGUAUGAUGAAGGUUCUUCAAGCCGUGAACGCCGGGAAGGUUCAGCUCGAGGGGGCGGCCAAAACACUCUGGUGCAGUUUCUCGAGAACCCCCGCAGAGCGGGGACGUGCAGCUGUCACAGCGGUGGUGAAAAAGAUCGUGAUGAGGCACUGCCCCACUAGGCAGGAUGACUUGGAUCUGGACUACGCUGCCGGCUCCGCAUGGGUACGCGAUGACCAAGUUUCAGGGAUGGGGCCACCUCCGGAUGAGUGUCACCGUGCAAGGAUCGUGGAGACGAAAGCGGGCUCUGGAUGGAUUGACAUCUCGACCUUGGCAAAGUGGGUGGAAACCGAUAAGGACGUGCUCAAUGCCCUCGUCGACGAGCACAGGCAAGUGGAAAAAAGCGACCUCGUUCUCCUGCAGGAACUUCCGAGGGAUAAGGAAGGUUGGGACUACCAGCAACUUCAGGGACGACGUGUCAUUGCCCACAGAGCUGCCGAGCAGUGGAGGGGUACAGGAUUGUGGUUUGACGAUCGGGUGUGGUGUGUGCUGCGUAAGGUCGCGUCACAUCGAGGAACGUGGUUUAAGUUAAGGCACCUCGAGCACCAGUUGGAACUAUGGGUAGGCACAGCGCAUUUCCAGCCAGGGUGUACGCAUGCCACCUUCGAGGAAGAUGUGACGCAACACUUCGGAUCCCUCCCACGCAGUGCUCAUCGUGUUGUUUUCCAGGGGGAUGUCAACACCGGGUUCUUGUGGCAGGUGGAUGAUGCAGGGGUGACCGCAUACGCGAAAGAAGGGAAGGGCAACACCCUACACCAAAUUGCCGUCCAACAGGGUAUGCAUUUUCUGCCUCCGCGCCGUGAUCAGCUGGAUGUGGCCACGAGCCGGCCGAGGCAGGAGAACAGGGAGGGCCAGUGCAUUGAUGUCUACUUGGGGAAGUUCGCAUCCUGCAGAGGGGUUCGGGUUUGUGAGGACUCGUACAUGUGCCUUGGCACAGACCAUGAGCUUGUGAUCGGUUCCUUCGCAUUCCCGGGGAAGAAGAUGCACCGUCGUCAUGAUAGCUGUCCCAGGGUUUUGACCAAGCCCAUCGGCCAACUCGACCACAUCGACCAGCAGGUCCUAGCCGGACUCGCCGUGUCUCACACCAAACCAAGCCAAGGACGUUCCUACAAGGACCCCGUGGAGGUCAAGCACGCUUUUCGAGAGGCCAAGCGCAGGGGGACUGCUGUUCUUUGGAAGGAGGCCCUCAAGCUACGUAGACAAGCCCGCCUAGUUUGGGAAAAGGACAGGCUUCGCCGGGCCAGCCAAGGCGAUUGGGGUUCCUUCAAGGCCCUCAAACCCUGCAAACAAGCGGGGUGGGACGUGGCGUUCGCCGAGGUCCAAACUGGCGACCCUCAUGCCUCCGUCCACCAGCACCUUGCCGAUGUCUAUGCUGGGCCUGCGCUCCAGCCUGAACCACCGUGGAAGGGAGAGAUUAAGGCGUUUACGACUGAAGAGCUCAGGGUAGGGUUGAGUCAAAUGAAACGAGGGAAGGCCGUCGGCCUCGACUCUACAUCGACUGAGUUGCUCUAUGGGGUCAUGGAAGCUCCCGGUGGUGAAGGGCACCUCUUGGAGUACUAUAACAGAAUCCUUGCCACGCAGUCGAUACCGCAGGUGUGGAAUGACCCCUCGCUAAUCGUCCUGCCUAAGACACAUGCCCCGACUGUGCCCCGUGAACUCAGACCAAUCGCUAUGUCCAGUGCUGUGGGGAAACUCUUCAGCAGGCUCCUGCUCAACCGCGCCCUUCCCUCUAUUAGACCAUCUACGUACGCACAAUGUGCCGGUGUUCAUAGACAGACCUCCGAUUACCUGUACACGGCCUUCCGGACCUUUGAACUCUGCCGCGAAUGGGGGCAUCCCCUUGCCAUCUUAAAACUCGACUUAGAAAAAGCGUUUGAUCGGCUUGAUCGCGGUGCUCUAUUGGAACAACUCGAAAGACGGAUUGGCCAGGGGGCGGAACUCCAGUGUUGGAAGGGCCUACUGAGUACCACGAGGGGGCACCUCCAGACACCGUGGGGUGACAGUGUCGUCGAGAUGAACAGGGGUAUAAAGCAGGGCUCAGUCGAGUCGCCAGCCCUGUUUGGACAUGUCACUGAGGUAUGCCUGGCGCUGGCGGUGGACUCCGACAUCUGGAAGGCGCACCCUAGGGUUCUUGAAGGGAUGGACGCAGAGGAGAUGCUCUUCGUAGACGAUGGCCUUCUAUGGUGCCGCUCUUGCAAGGGGAUUGAAGACAGGGUUCAGGCUUUGGUCGUGGAGUUGAGCAAGUUCGGUUUGAAAUUGAACCCCGCCAAAUGCCAGCUGUAUGUGAAGAACGUUGAGGACGGGUCGUCUGUCAGGGUUCAGGGGACCAGGGUUGAGGCGGCUGCCUACAUGGAGGUUAUGGGCAUCAAGAUGUACGUAGGCAUCAGCAUCUACGAGCUCGUGGCCCCCCUUGUUGCGAGGGCCAGGUCGAAAUUCUGGGAGCUCAAACACAUAUUCAGGUGUCGAUCAGGCAUGAAGGCGAGAGUGAAGGUCAUGGAAAGGGUUGUGGGGUCCACGGCACUCUGGUGUUUGGCGAGCUUCAUGCCUGACGCGGCUGCUAUGUCCCUCCUCAACUCCACCCAACUUCAGCUCAUGGUGUGGCUGUUGAGAUUUGCCAAACGAGCAGAUGAACCCUGGGAUGCCUACCGACAGAGAGCCUUCCGUGGGGCCAGAGCAGCCCUGCACAGUACAGGAGUGGAGCGCUGGUCCACAACGUGGUUGCGGAGAUAUUGGUCCUUCGCAGGCCACAGGGUCAGGGGGAUGCUGGCUCCGAGUCCUGUUAUCAGCUCCCUCUAUGAAGACUUCAGAACAGGGCCAUGGUGGGAUAAGGAGAAGCGGAGAAAGAAGGGAGGGUUCAAGCACCAUCAACAUUAUCCCCGACUGUCCAACAUGGAGAAAGCGAUGGACAAAGUAACGGGUGGGCCAUGGCGAGAGAAGGCACACGAUAGAAAACAGUGGAAGUUCCUUGAGAAUCAAUGGGCACUGUCAUGUGAAGGUGACUCCGGCCGCCUGAUGGCUCAGCCGCCUGUCGAACUUUUGACUAGGUUGGGCCUCACCGCCUAUGGUGACGACCCUUGUGCAGCACAAGCCUUGACGAUUUCGACUACCUUGGAGAAACAGGGCAAGCACCUGCCCCAGUCCUUCGUGACGAGGCCUUCUCCGACUGCAUGCACCGAAUUCAUCGACACCCGACCCGGUGCCACCACGACCACCCGCUGCCAAGCUGCAGAACGCGAUUCCGCUGAAGAACGACCCGGUCGGCGGAAGGUCAACCCCGUCGCGUUCCACCACGGCACGACCAUGCCAGUCACCUACUACCCGACCAGGACCUACCACGCCAACAUUGCACGUGACGAUGACUCCACCUCGCUGAUUGGGAUGCCCUCAAAUGCCCUGCUGACGACGGCGGGAAUCACCGGCCUCCUGGCUUUCGACUUGCCCUUCCCGCCCGACCAGGUGCCCGGCUGGUACGACAUCCUCCUGGACAACGUGAUGUUCCUGCAGGACCGUGGGGGCUCGAUUCGGGAUAUUGGCGCCGCUUUCUGGGCUGAAGUCCGAAGCUACCGCGACCCCCGCUUCGAGGAUGAAAACGAAUUGCUGCUGAACGGGUUCUUCCACGCGCUCCAUGCCAACAGGGGGAUCGCUGCACAACCACAAGACCCCGCCACGGUCCGCAUGGGCCCACCCAGUCAGGCGGAGUUGGCACAUACUGUCAGUCAUGCCAUUCGGGUCAUCAGAGAUCGUUGGUUGUGGAAGGUGUGCCCGGAAGCAAUGAAGAAUCUGUACUCCGAGCAGCAGCUGGCCCAACACGGCAUUGUACCUGCCGUGGCAACCCCAGCCAGGUACUGGGAGGAGGAAAUCGAGCGACGACAGCUUAGCAGAUCCCGAUCCCCACAGCGUCGACAUCGACAAAGUCAACAAGGGCCUGAAGGACCUGAAGAAGAUGAGGUGGAGGGGCACUCACUGGUGCAGAAACGGAAGAGUGAGGCAACGACUGAGGUCACCGACACCCGCAGGCGCCGCCGUUCUGCACCAUGGAAGGAGAAAGUCCUGCGAGACCUCAAGCUGAUGGGGAGCGACAGAGCCAGGGCCAGAGCCCACCGACAGCUUCUUGGUUAUUUGGCAGGGCACCAUGGCCCGCAGGUGGCUGACUUUGCUGAGGCCAUCGUCAACACACUCUGGGAUCGCCUUGACCAAUGUGACUUGCCCCAGCAAACCCCUGAUCUGCCUGACCUGCACACGUGGACUGCUGACACGGCCAGUGCACUGGUGGCUCUAUGGGACCAGCAGCAGAACAGAGAGGCCGCCCAAGGGGCGACAUCGACUCAAGGGGUUGUCCCGACGACUGUGGAAACCAGAGGAUCGGGAGUGGCGGGCGAGGCAGGGAUCACCCUCGACCCACCGUCGGAGCUCCCCUUCGGAAUCUUCCAUGCGGCCUACGUCUGGCCUGACGGGACCUGGAACACACGAGGUGAACUGCUGCGAAUGGGACGAGGAGACCUUGUACAUGCCAACGGCGAGCACACAGAGCCAGACGGGCACGAGGGUGACGGAGAUGAUGCCUCCCUGAUGCAAGGCGAAUCGAGAGCCCGGCCAACUUGGACCAUGCUUAUGGAGACCCUUCAAGUCUGGAUUGAGCAUGGGAUGGAUGAGACGGCCCUGCUGGAUAUGGUGGUCGGCCUGGAAACAAGGAGAGAAAAUGAGGAGUACAUGGAGUGGGUCAAGGGGCCGCUGAACACUGUCAGGCUGACCUGCGAAGAUACCCGGCGCGGGACUGCAGACCAAACACUCCUGGACCCUCUCUCCUGGCAGUGGGUCUUGGAUGUGGAAUCGUCCUUGUGGCGAUCCUUUGGAAACCGCGGGCGAGAUCCACGUGAAGGCCGCGAACCAGGUGGUGGAGGUGACGAUGACAGGGUUCACCUCAUGGAGCGCGGACGGAAAGGGGAUGGCAGCUACCGCAGGAGACGGACACAUAGAGAGGCUCGUACACCGAGGGGCGAACGCUACCGCCGGAGGGAGGUUGUCACGGAGUCGGUCAGGAGUUUGCUACCCCGGGACGACCGACAUUCCCGGCGUGACGCGGGACUUUGUGCAGGUGAACCACGAACCAAGACAAGCGCGCGGGCCGCAGGGGCAUCUCACGGCAACCAUACGGCAGGAGACUCGCCUCGACCAGUACCUACUCAGGCCACAUCCACUCACUCUGGGGCGGGGAGUUCGACGGACCGGCCAAGACGGCCUCCCAGCCUGCACGCCCAGCUGAACCGUGAACAAGCAUGUGACCUAUGGCGCUACCUACUGGGACUGGACAGGCACUCAUGGCCGAAUGGUCUUGCUGUGGUUGGAUCGGGCCACGCCUUCGUUCCCCAGCAGACCCAGGACCGGAUCAUGGACGCCUUUCGUACGAUGAGCGAGCCUAACCGGCUACUGCUGACGGUGACCUUUGUAGAAAUGCUCAGGUACCUUAUGGCGGAGGUGAGCAACCUGAUGUACCAAGGUUCUCUGCUUGGACGUGUGGCAUCGGGGGAGGUCGUAGAGGUGACGCUCGACCCUUCGGAGGAGGAACCUGACGCUGAACACGAUGAAGCAGGCCUGAUGCAGCGCUUCAUGGUUGGUGGAGGGAGGGGCGAUGACGACCGCUGGGCUCGCGAUCUGGCCAGAAUGCAACGUGAGAUGGGAGGCCAGGCCAAAUCCAGGAGAAAUGCGAACAUCAGAAGGGUUCGCCGGGCCCUGCCGGCGUGUGAGCCGUGGAGCGACGCGGAGGGGCGUCGCGAGAUGUUGAGAGCACUGCUGAUAGCUAUGUACGAGGAGGACGCUGGCGAGGGGGUCGCGGACGAGUUGUGGCUGGCCGGAUGGGCGAACGAGUUGGAGCACUUCUUACCAGGGUGUGCCUUCAACCUCGAAGUCGUGCCAAUGGAGGCGCCAGUGGUCUUGGACAGUGACAGCUGUCCUCUGGAAGCAGUGCCAGCAGACCCGUGCCAGCCUGAUGUCGAUGAUCCUGAGCUCGUGGCGGCCAGAUUCGAGGAGGCAGCCUUCAGACAGCAAGAGACGAACCUCCUCCAGCAGCAGGCGGCAGAGUUCCAGAAAUGGGAAAGAGAUUUGGUCCGAAACGAGAUGGAUAAAACAAAGCCUCAGAAGAGACAGAGAACAUGCUGCAUGGUCGAUGUCGAGGCUGCGUCGAGCAGUGGCGAUAAGCCACGCAUUGGCCACCGCUUCAGCCUCAUGGUACCUGAUGAUGGGCAGGCCGUGACACUCACGGUCCGGGCUCAGAUGGUACCUGCGCCGGAAGAAGUGAGCACCGACGAGAUGCCCAGCCCCGCCGGAGUACCGUCCAGUGCUAAGGCGGAAUGCUCUACGGCACCCCGGGCUAUGGAAGCCAUGGAGUUUGCGGACUUUCAGGCGAUAUACCAACAGUGGCACACCGGCGAGCUCACGCUGGACCAAAUCCAGGAACAGCACGGAUCGGAGGUGGCAGAACUCAUAGCCACACAUGACAUGGUGGCGGCCAUGAACGAGGACACCGAGGCGAUGCUCCGUGCAGGUCGAGUGGACGAGGGACCUACCAGGGAUGGAGCGCUGCGAGGACAACCUGAGGGUGUGGGGAUUGAAAGCCAUGGGAACUCGGAGGCGACAACGUUGCCGCUUCCCCCGCCUUUGGACAAGCCCCAAAACGAGGAUGACCGCACGCAGAUGGAACAAAGCAGCGAUGACGACCGUGAAUACAGUCCAGAGGUGAAUAUGGAUAACGAGAAGUAUCUUCUCGCACAUCCGGAGAUCCGCGACAUGAUCUCCGUGUUCGUCCACCAGGUACUGGAGUACAAGCCGGACAACAUACUGAGGUUUGCGGGCGACUUCUUCACGAGGGACGACUUGUACGCCUGCGUCAAGAAGAAAACGGAAGAA